CUGGGGGUCCCCUUAGGACUGUCUGUGUUACUGUAAUGUGGCAUUUCUUGAUGUUUAUUUGAACAGUGCAAGGUCUGAAUUAAAGAACAAUGUAUCUAACUUUUCUGAAGCGGCAGAUUGGUGGUGGUGUUGGGGUGGUGGUGGUGGGGGGGGGUCGUUGGCCCAGAAGCAAAAGAAAUGAACUUUGGGAUGAUUCAGUGCUUAGGGUGUGCGUAAGAGGCAAAGGGAACCCAGCCAGCCUUCGCUGAGUUACUGGCUAAUUAAAGUAUCCGGCUGCUGCCGAUUUCACUGAGAUGAGCCCCCUGGUCCCUUUCACAUCCCACUGCUUUGUGGGUCCCUUCUUCUCCCGACUCUAUCCUCCCUUUCCCUUAUGAACAGAACUGUAGUCCUGUUCAAAGUAGCGGCCCCUUAAGUAUUUCUGGAACCCUCUUGAGGAGGAGGUAAGAAAGAUCUUUGUAGCAGACCCACGAGCCACACUGAGAUAAUUGUAUUAAAUCCAGGGUCACGUUGUCACACCCUCCUGUUUUACCCUUGCACACUUGUGACUGGUCUUUUUUUCUUUGUGGUGGGCACACAGGUGGAAAAAUAGGAAAGAGAAAAACCCUUUUGCUUCUAAAGUAGCCUCUCACUGACUGUCUUGAUGAGUAAACAGAUACAAGGGAUUGAGGAGCCUGGAGACCGGCGAAGAGAGGCUGAUGGGCUCCGGUGGGAGGACCCAGUACCUCACCAUGACCACCGAAAAUCCGGCGGCGGGAGAGCUGGCUCCAGCCCCCCUUGUCACUUGCAAGCUGUGCCUCUGCGAACUGUCCUUGGACAAGAUGACCACACUCCGGGAAUGCCGCUGCCUCUUCUGCACAGCGUGCUUGAAACAGUACCUGCAGCUGGCAAUCCGAGAAGGCUGUGGGUCUCCCAUUGCUUGCCCUGACACGGUGUGCCUGAACCACGGGACCCUGCAGGAGACGGAGAUUGCCUCCCUGGUGCCCGUGGAUCAGUUUCAGCUCUACCAGCGGUUAAAAUUUGAACGAGAAGUUCACCUGGACCCCCACCGAACGUGGUGUCCUGUCGCAGACUGUCAGACCGUGUGCCCUGUUGCCUCCACUGACCCAGGACAGCCCGUGCAGGUGGAAUGCCCUUCUUGUCACCUGAAGUUCUGCUCCUGUUGCAAGGAUGCUUGGCACGCAGAGGUCUCCUGUAGAGAUAGUCAGCCCAUCGUCCUGCCAACAGAGCACAGGGCCCUCUUUGGGACAGACGCAGAAGCCCCCAUCAAGCAGUGCCCCGUCUGUCGGGUUUACAUCGAACGCAACGAGGGCUGUGCCCAGAUGAUGUGCAAGAAUUGCAAACACACGUUUUGCUGGUACUGUCUCCAGAACCUGGACAAUGACAUUUUCCUCAGACAUUACGACAAAGGGCCAUGCAGGAACAAGCUGGGCCACUCAAGAGCCUCAGUGAUGUGGAACCGAACGCAGGUGGUGGGGAUCCUGGUGGGACUGGGCAUCAUCGCCCUGGUGACUUCACCCUUGCUGCUCCUGGCUUCCCCGUGUAUAAUCUGCUGCGUCUGCAAGUCCUGUCGGGGCAAGAAGAAAAAGCACGACCCCUCCACGACCUAAAGGUCUCCGCUUCUGUGCACGUGCCAUGGAUGUCUGGGGUUAUCAUGAGAAGCACGGAGAUAAAGCCCCACUUAGUGAACCUGCCCCCUCCUUGCCAAACUUUGGAAGUGCCUCUGUGUCCAGACUUUGAACUUGGCCUGCCUGUCUUUGGCAUCAGAAAAGGCAUUAGAAAAGCCUGUCUGAAGAGAAGGACCCGGGUUCUGCAGUCUCGGCCGGCGUCUCUGGAGCAUGUGGGGAAACUUUGGGGCUGCUGAGAAGGAGCUAACCCACCGUCACUUUAUCUUCCGCAGGAUCCCACUGGACUGUUCAACUUCCUGCCAAAUUCGAAGAGCCCGAGUGAAUGCUCAGUAUCAUCAGUGUGUUGUCACGGUUGGCAACACACAUUGUAACUCAACAGCUAGAAUCUGUUCUAUGUUGAUUUGACCCCCAUGAGAAAUAUGGGAGAAACCCGGCCCCCCGUAGGAGGGAAAGGAUAACACUGUUUAAGGGGAAGUUGUCGUAAGCGCGAAGCAGCAGGAGUGGGUCUGUUGGUUCUGCCUCUGUGGGCUCCCGGGGGUGCUGUUCCCGGCAUUCCCACAGUGACUUGGCAGAAACACAAUAGGUUUCUUCCCGUGUGAUCGCCGCUUCAAGCAGGAGAAACUGCUAUGCAGAGGGAGUUGUCCCUUCCAAGCGAAGGGGUUACGGCUACUGAAACAGUGUGGUCUGAUCCAGUAGCUCUCCCUUGGCCAGUGCACCUUGGUAAAAGUGAUCAACUGUCCUCCUGUAGCCAGUAGCUGUGGUCUCCAGGAUUGGUUUAUAGGCAACAUGGGUCAAGUGGCUGAGGGUCAAGGGUACCCUUCAUCACAGGUAACAGAGACCUUUCCUGAGCUCUGUGUUCAUGCAUCCCACACAGAGUUGGCCCUAAAAGUACACACCAGGAUUUCAUAUCCAAGUCCAUGUGUACAUCAGUCCGCUAAGCUGCUGCCUACCUAGAAUUUCCAUCUGUUGGGCAUGCGUGAAUCUAUCCAGUGGUACACAGAAUAUAAAUGUUUCCUCAAAGCUAUUCUGUCUUUCCUUCUGGGACAAAUGUGAUUUAUUAUAAGUCAACCUGAAGGGUUUGUUCUUUUGCAUAUUAUAUAUGUAAAUUUUGGUUGCAAGUUCGUAACUCACCCAAUGGUCUAGACUCAUAAACCUAACUCUUUUAAAAUAACGCCUAGUUCAAAGUCAUGCCAUCUCAGUUUUGUAAAAACACGCAUAAUCUGGUUACUUACAUCUCUUCAGACACAGCUCAGAGCUGCUCUCUUCUCCGCAGUUUCUUAUCGCUCAUCCAGCAUCUGGUAGGGCAAUCCAGACACUUCCUGUGUGUACAAGAAAUGGAAAAAAAAUAACAAAAAAAAAUGCAAGAAAUAAAUGUAAAUGCUUUCUGUAUCAUAAAUGCUUUGGGUUGGUAUCGCCUUAUGGCAACUUCUUUUUCCGUUAUCAGAUUUUUGAAUACACGGGUUUUGAAAAGAUAACCUUUUCUCCAUUGACAGGAUUACCUAAUUGCCCUUAGCAACGUAGCCUGGUGCUUCAUGGGAAUUUGUAAGAUGCUCGUAGAGAGCUCUCCUUGAAGCUGGCGACACCGCCACCAGGGACUGACUGUCAGAACCCAUUGUACUCCCCCAAGGUAACUGGGUAACUGGUUAUUAAAUUGCUGCUAUCUUGGACCUAUUAUUAAAGACAAUGCUUUGCUGAUGUAAUGGAAUGUAUCCUGAGUGGGGGUGGGUAUAUUUAAGGAACUUGAGUUCACACGUACAUAUCGAUACCUGAUUUAUGUGCAGUACAUCUCGGUCCUGUACAUUUUUAUUUACCAUUUGUAUAAAACAUAGAUGAGAACUCUGGGAAAACUUUUGAAUGGCAAUCAACCAAAAACAUUUUUAAUCAUUUUUUGGAAAUGUCUCAAUAUUAGGUGUCUUUAUUUUCCUUUGAAACUCUGAACGCUUCAGAACAAGAGUACCCUCUUCUAUCGAUGUAUUUCAUAUUAGUAGAAAGACAAGUGUACAUGUAUUUGAAUAAUUUGCUUUGUCUUAACACUGCCUCAUUAUAGCAAAGGGCAUUUAUAACUGCUCAGGGGAUCACAGGAACUCAAUGAAAUUGCAUUUUUAUAUCAAGUAUGUCUGUCGUGGCAAUGUCCUCCAGCACGAGUGAACUCUCUAAGCUUGAGUCCACAAAGAAUCUUUAAACAGGGGCUGAUUUCGAAUAACCUAACAUCCUAUGUUACCAGAGGCAGCGCUCCCAAAUUUGGAGUAAAAGGUAGGAGAAAACAUCCAUACUGUUUCCUUGGCCAAACUGAAGGAAUUUGUCUUCUCACAGAGAUGCUGUAACAAAAUCAGCUACUUUCUCAUAGGGCACAGGGAGUGGGGGUUGUUGGUGAAACAGAUUUUUAACAACCGUAGGUUGCCUCUUUGUUUUUUUGACUGUUUCCUUUGCUGUGCAGAAGCUUUCGAUUUUGAUGAAGUCCCAGCCGGAUUUAAGUUUUUAAAUGUCGACAAGUGCCCAGUAGAUUGUGACUUCUUCCUUAUGUGGCUACGGGAAUUGGCCUGUAUAAGACCGUCAGAAUCCACAAGGAUGGGCUGGCUGGUGGGUUAGACCAAGAUAGAUCUCUGGGCCUCAAAGGGCAAGGUGUUAGCCGAGCUGGAAACUUUGUCUAUAAAGGAGAGAACUGACAACGUUGAUAACAGAGAUAGAUGCUCUCAUUUGGGAUAAUUGGCCAAUGAGAGAGUUUAACCUGCCUCCUUCCUCUGUCAGUCCUAUAUUCUCCUAGUGAUCCUCUUUCCAUACUAGGAAGAAAUACGAGCCUGCAUGAUCAUGUUUGAAUGUCGUGGCAAAGAAAAAUUCUGUCUGGAGUAGUAUAGUCUAUUUGAAAUAGAAAUCAAAACUCCUUCACCAAAUUCUAAUCUGGAGGUAAUAAACCCCCCAUCCAGAAACACUAACAGAUAUAAAGGCACAACAUCUAGCUGCUGCUCCUUCUGGGAAUUUUUCUCUGGUUACUAGUAGAGAGAUGAGGGGGAAAGGCAUAUGGAAGCAAAUUUUAGAGUCGUAGGCAUUCUGUUUGUUCACGUAAUGGGUGUUUGCUCUGGUGUUGAAAUCUCUAUUUCGAUAAAGAGGCCUUUGAAGAACAAAUAAUUCACAGUGUGAAUUUUCCUGUAGCCUGCAUCAUGAAAAUUUUACCUAUCUAGAUUUGAAAAUCUACAUGUUUAUUUGAAUGUAAAUCACUAUUGCUUGGAACCCCAAAUUGUCUCUUAAAGACUAUUCAGACUCUAUGUAUUAUUUUACCCUUCUGUACACAGUGCUUGACUUUCUGUUCAUGAAUGGAUGCCUUUAUGUAUAUAGAACCAUGUAUAUAUAUAUGUGUGUGUAGCUCUGAAGACAAUUUCAUAACGCUGUAGAUGAGCGACCUUUUAUAAAGCUGUCCAGUCGAGACCUGUAGGCUGUUACAUCUCAUGUCGAUUCAUGAUCCAGAAAGUUUUGUUAUGUAUUUAAGAAAUUGCUGUUGUAUUAUAUUUUUCUGAAUUAUUUGAGAGGAAAAUAGCUGUUUGAGUCUCUGUAGCCCCAAUAAAUGCAGAGCAGGAAA
This is a messenger RNA of Neogale vison (American mink), 5199 nucleotides long. RefSeq names its product ring finger protein 144B (gene RNF144B). Gene Ontology annotation, molecular function: ubiquitin conjugating enzyme binding; ubiquitin protein ligase activity; zinc ion binding. The coding region runs from base 696 to 1607 and encodes 303 amino acids. Gene Ontology annotation, biological process: protein polyubiquitination; ubiquitin-dependent protein catabolic process; positive regulation of proteasomal ubiquitin-dependent protein catabolic process. The record is from RefSeq and is a predicted model, not a curated record. NCBI's taxonomy places the organism in Eukaryota, Metazoa, Chordata, Mammalia, Carnivora, Mustelidae. Gene Ontology annotation, cellular component: cytoplasm; mitochondrial membrane; ubiquitin ligase complex. The transcript is spliced from 8 exons.